Penicillium macrosclerotiorum is the source of this 1374-nucleotide messenger RNA. Its product is annotated as glycoside hydrolase family 76 protein. Gene Ontology annotation, molecular function: mannan endo-1,6-alpha-mannosidase activity. The record is from RefSeq and is a predicted model, not a curated record. Gene Ontology annotation, biological process: carbohydrate catabolic process; fungal-type cell wall biogenesis. NCBI's taxonomy places the organism in Eukaryota, Fungi, Ascomycota, Eurotiomycetes, Eurotiales, Aspergillaceae. Bases 1 to 1374 code for a protein of 457 amino acids. The transcript is spliced from 4 exons.
AUGCAUGAGUUACGUGCAAUAUGGGUUGGUUUACUGUAUGCGACAACAUGUCUAAAUCGGGCCCAUGCGAUCGAUCUCGACAUCACCGAUAAACAAUCGAUCAUAGACGCCGCCAGUACUGCGACGUACGGGAUGAUGACAUGGUAUCAUGGAAAUGAGACCGGCCAAAUUCCCGGUGCAUUCCCGACGAAAUGGUGGGAGGGAUCCGCUCUGUUCUAUGCGCUGCUCAACUACUGGCAUUUCACCGGUGACACUACCUACAACGACGAGCUCAGUGUUGGGCUGGAAUGGCAAUCGGGCGAUAAUGGAGACUACAUGCCCAGUAACUACAGUUCGUAUUUGGGAAAUGACGAUCAGAUGUUUUGGGGAUUGGCCGCCAUGACUGCCGCGGAGCUCAAAUUCCCCGAUGUCGAAAAUGGGUUUUCCUGGCUGUCGCUGGCGCAGGGCGUCUUCAACACACAGCGAGCGAGAUGGGACACAACCAUGUGUGGCGGUGGGCUCCGCUGGCAGAUCUAUUCUUACCAAGGAGCCGGAUAUACCAUGAAGAAUGCGAUCUCGAAUGGCGGGUUCUUCCAGCUUGCUGCGCGGCUGGCCCGAUAUACUGGUAAUAAAACAUAUUCGGAAUGGGCCCAGCGGACCUGGGACUGGUCGAUCUCCGUGCCCUUGUUGAACAACGAGACGUGGCAGGUGAAUGAUUCCACCGAGGGCACGGAAGAUUGCAAAACGGGAGCUGCGAUUCCCUGGUCGUACAACUAUGGUGCCUAUUUAAUGGGUGCCGCCUACAUGUACAACCACACUCAGGAUUCGGUAUGGCUGGCUGCUGUGAAUGGUCUUCUGAACUCGACGUUCAACACUUUCUUCCUCAAAUCCACGGGAUAUGUGAUGGAGGACGUGACCUGCGAGCCCCGCGAGAUCUGCAACAACAAUGAGAUCCUGUUCAAAGGCCUCGUCUCGACAUGGCUCUCCUACACAGCUCUUUUGGUCCCAUCUACGUAUGACACCAUUCUCCCGAAGCUCCAAUCCUCCGCCGAGGCCGCGGCCAAGUCGUGUACCGGUAACAACAACAACACCUGCGGAGUCCAGUGGUACAAGUCUGAAUGGGACGGAUGGACCGGCAUGGAGGAGCAGAUCAGCGUGAGCCAGAUUUUCAGCGCCAACCUAAUCAACUUUGUCAACAACACAGCAGCGGGACCAGUGACCUCCAAAACCGGAGGAAACAGCACGAGCAAUCCCAACGCGGGCCAGGAAGAUACAAACCAAAAUGCCGGGCCAAAACCGAUCACCGCGGGAGAUAAAGCCGGCGCGAGCUUCUUCACCAUGGCUUUGGUGGCUGGCUGGGUGGGAAUAGCGGCUUUUGUGCUGCUCGGCGUUUGA